This is a messenger RNA of Auanema sp. JU1783, 2685 nucleotides long. The record is from the annotation of a GenBank genome assembly. Lineage: Eukaryota; Metazoa; Nematoda; Chromadorea; Rhabditida; Rhabditidae.
AUGGCUAGAUUACCAAGCACUAGAAGCGCUCAUAAAAAGGAAACGGCAAAGAGGCGUGCUAAGCUUGAAGAACCCGAAGAAAACAGUUAUGUAGAUGACGGUGAACCUAUUCGAUUACUUAUGAUGAAAGGAUUACCAAGUUUAGACAGUAGAAGAGGGAUUCCAAGAAAGUCAAUGUCUUCAGAACUAGAAUCCCUUGAAAUGCUUAAGACUGAGCCGUCGUUGUGGGUUCGUUUCAGUGCCAACGACAAAUGCAAAGCUUUGAAAAGGCUAUAUCAAGAAGGUCCCUACAACUGUUUUAGUAUAAAAGAUUGUAAUUCAGAGCCAUGUCCUUUGUUUACAAGUAUCAACGAUGCGGUAGAACACUGUAAUAAUUGUAUAAAACCUAUGUACUCAACAUAUUCAAAUGGUAGAGCCAGUGAAUUCCGUGCAUUAGAGAAGCAGUUAAAAAGUAGAUAUGUCAAGGAAGCGUUAUUUGCAAGCAACCAAGUUGAAUGUUUGUCCUGUCCAAGAAUGUUUUCACAUCAUUACGGACUUCUUUACCACUUAGAUCGAUGUAAUGUUGAUAUCGCGGAAAGACCAUGGAAGUGUUAUAAAUGUGGUUACACCACUACUCAAGAUCAGUCUGAUCUUCAUUUAGCUUAUUGUGGAUUGACGGAAGAAGAGCUCAGAAUCAAAAAAGAGUUAGAUGAAAUGUUUGAGAAUUCGGGUGCUGCAAGGAAGGAAAUGUACAAAGCUAUAAAUGAACAGAUGUCAAUAGCUAGUCAAAAUGCCGGACUCAAUAUGUCGCCAGGAGAUGGUGAAAACAAUUUAGAAGAAAUUGCAGCUGAAAAAGCGUUAGAAAUAAUUUUAUCCACACCAAGCACUAUACGUUCUACAAGAAAAAGAAGACAUCCUGUAUCUUUAUCGGCAGGCUAUAUACCCCCCGACUCAUCACGUGUUAGAAUAUCAAAUUCCGGAGCUCUUCGGUUCAGAUUCCGUAAGAGUGAGAUAACGUCAAAUCCUCCCUGUAUAUCUGACUGGGUCCGUUAUACAGAUUUUGUUCUUAAGUCAGGGAUGAGUACCGAACUGGAGCAGUCGAAAGAAACGCUAUGUCGUACUCUAAGAGAAAUAAAGUCCGGGGCUUGGGUUGCAGUUUAUGAACAUCCUAGAGUUCAUUUCGAUCUCGAGAAGUCGUCAUUACCGUUCAAGGAAAUCAAAAAUGCGAGUAAUGUGAGUGAGGAUUGUUUGCCUCCUGGUAUCAAGCGACUAAAAGUUUUUGAAACAACAUCUGUCCGCGUAGAAGAAGAAAGCGAUGACUUCAUUUACGCUGGGUAUGCUGGUGGACCUAUUCAUACUAUAGAGUUCGCACCGAAUAAAUUAUCAGAAAAUGAGGAAGUUUUUGUUACAUUGGUAUAUCCUUCGGAAACUGAUUUAAUCACUUCUACUUGGAAGACAGAUGAUGGCUUUUGCCAAUUCUGGAAACUUUGCUAUGACUCCACGACGAAAAGACAAUCUAUAAAACCUUGGUUUGUUUUGAGACACGAUCAUGGUCUCCUACUCACUGCUACCUGGUUAGAUCGGAAGAACAAGACUGACGAGUCGUUGAUUGGUUAUUUAGCUCUGGGUACUUCUCAAGGAACGGUGUUAAUUUAUAGAGUGUCUUCUGAGAGUGUUAAUACGGGGAGUGCAAACUAUGUUCCAGUAGUUUUCUAUGAGCCUGACAUUGUUCUCAGUAUAGAAAAUAGAUUAUUAAAUACUGAAAACUCUCUUCUUGAAAUGUCUGGAAUGCUAGAGGAGGAAAUGAGUUUUCAACCUCCAAUUUUACGAUUAGCUUGGUGUUCUCAAGGACCAGCUCAAUAUGUAUGUGCGUCCAACGCAGCUGGUGAAAUCGUUACUUGGAAUCUUUUGGAAAGUUUUAAAGAACCUUAUAUUCUGAAAGAUUUGGAAUGGGGCUCUCCCGCAGUGGAUGUUUGUUUUCAGAAAGGAUAUGAAUUGGCUGUCGCGUUUCGUGAAAGACUGAUUAGAGUCUAUGAUGUGACAAAUUGGGAAUGUGUUCUGGAAGAGGCAACUGUAAGAACAGCAGGUUCCCGCGUCAUGAGUGAACCUCGAUGCUUUCCUGGCUUGAUUGCUUUCCAAUCUGAAUAUGCCGCUUGUGGAGAUACUCAAGCUACUGCGCUCGCAUAUAUUUCAUCAGAUGUUCAAUCACAAGGAUACUUCGUUGUCCCGUUAGCGAACAGCCAUUUUUUACAAACAUUUGAUGUAUCAGUCUCAACCAUAAACGGCAUUGUUGCUUCAUGCGGAGCAGAUGGACAGCUUCAUGUUUCUGCUAAUGGAAAAAUGGCUGCUAAUUUAAGCAUAAUAGAUUGUGCGUUCAGUUUAAAGAAAACAUCUCUUUCUCUAACGAGGAGACGGUUAACUAAAGUGCAAGACCUCAAGAAUGCUGUAAUCAAAGAAAGCAUAAUAAGCCAUAAAGAUAUAUGUGAGAAUUUGUGGUUAGAAAUACGAGCAGAUGUUCCGAAGGAAGGUAAGGAUGUUGAAUAUGCCGCGAUUGAUACGCGAGUGGAAUCACUUAAUGCUAUUGGCACAAAUAAGUUUUCAAAGUCAACUGUGAUAACAGGAGGUCAGGCUGGAUUAUUAUUCUGUCGGCCACUGAACUUCGAAGGCGAUGGUGAUGUUUUGAGUAGAAAGUAUCAAAGAAAGUAA